Molecule: messenger RNA, 2121 nt
Organism: Magnolia sinica
Lineage: Eukaryota; Viridiplantae; Streptophyta; Magnoliopsida; Magnoliales; Magnoliaceae
Product: M phase phosphoprotein 10
Exons: 12
Coding region: 100-1776 (558 amino acids)
Biological process (GO): rRNA processing
Cellular component (GO): sno(s)RNA-containing ribonucleoprotein complex; small-subunit processome; Mpp10 complex
Source: RefSeq, a predicted model, not a curated record
UCUGUGUACCCUUGGCGCGAGCCUCGUUCGUAAAACCCUCUGGUUUUACAAGACGCGCGCAAAACGCUGAUUUGCAGGGGAGAAAGAGGAAGGAAGAAAAUGGCGAGGCACGGCAAGGAAGGCGAGCAAGAAGCGCGAGGCAUGGAGUCUCUCCACUUCCUGAAAUCCACUUCUCCUCCUUUCUUCCUCUCUCCGUCUCCUUCUCUCUCUGAAACAGCUCGCUCUGCAUCUAGCUCCCUCUUCUCUGCUCUCCUCCCUUCAUGCCCUAAAUCCCCUUUUGACCACCUCCUCGUCGACGGAUUCGACGCCGAGCAGAUCUGGCACCAGAUUGAUCUCCAGUCCCGGCCCCUUAUCUCCAAUCUCCGCCGCGAGAUCAAGCGGCUCGAGGCGAAUCCUGCAGAAAUCUCGAGGUUUCUCGGUGGGAACUCCCUUGAGAAUGCCAAACGGGAGGAAACCGAGGGAUUUUUGGAGAGGAAUGGAGGAGAAGAACGCCAUGGGAAGGGAGAUGGAGAUGAAGACGGUUCUGAUGAUGAAGAUGAGGAAAAUGAAGGUUUUGGUGAAGAGAAUGGUGGAACUGGUGAAGAGGAGGACGAGGAUGAGGAGGAGGAGGAGGACGAUGAGGGAGAUGAUGGCGGCGGCAGUGGUGGAAUUGAAGAUAGGUUUUUGAAGAUCAGGGAAUUGGAGGAGUUUUUGGAGAAGGAUGAGGCGAGGGAGUAUGGAUCAUCAAAAGAGAAGCGUGAGGAUCGAAGUGAGGAGGAUGAUGAUGAGGAUGAUGAAGAGGGUGAUGAAGAGGAGGACGCAGAUGGAGAGGAAGAUGAUGCAGAUGAGAUGGGAGGUUUCAAUAUUGAAGCCAGUGGAAAUGAUGGUGCUGAUAACUUAGAAAAUAUCAGAUAUGAAGACUUCUUUGGGGGUAAAAAGAAAAAAAGUUCAAAAAAGCUCAAGUCCUUCGAUGGAUCUGAAGAACUGAGCAUAGCCGAGAAACAAGAAGAUGAUAAAGGAACUCUUUCAACCCAUGAGAAAGAGCUUCAGAAGAUCCGCUCUACAAUUGAGCAGAUGGAGAAAGAGAACUUGGAAACUAAGGCCUGGACUAUGCAGGGAGAGGUAACCGCCAGUAAAAGGCCGAAGAACAGUGCACUUGAGGUUGAUCUGGAUUUUGAGCACAAUGUAAGACCACCUCCUGUGAUCACAGAAGAGGUUACAGCAUCACUUGAAGAAUUAAUUACAAAAAGGAUUAUUGAGGGGCAUUUUGAUGAUGUUCAAAGGGCUCCUAGUUUGCCGUCUAAAGCACCAAAAGAACUCAAAGAGCUGGAUGAGAACAAGAGCCAGAAGGGGCUUGCUGAAAUAUACGAGGAGGAAUAUGCACAAAAGACAGGUCUUGCUUCUGCCCCCUUGUCGUUUACGGAUGAACAAAAGAAAGAGGCAAGUCUGUUAUUCAAGAAGCUCUGUUUGAAGUUGGAUGCUCUAUCUCAUUUUCACUUCACCCCAAAACCGAUUAUUGAGGACAUGUCCAUACAAGCAAACGUCCCUGCCCUGGCAAUGGAAGAGAUUGCACCUCUGGCUGUAUCAGAUGCAGCCAUGUUGGCUCCUGAAGAGGUGUUUUCUGGCAAAGGAGAUAUCAAAGAGGAUGUGGAACUAACACAAGCAGAGAGGAAAAGGAGGAGAGCUAACAAGAAAAGGAAGUUCAAAGCUGAGACAGUUAAACGGAUGGCAGCAAAGAAGGCACGUCAGAAUCCGGCCCUUAAUGAUCAUUCCACUGGCAAGGAUGAUGAACUGUGAUACUUGAAAUUGAGGCGAAAUCAGCAAUUGCGAUACUUGAAAAUGAGAGGGGAAAGCAGCAAUUCGGCAAGAGCUCAGGCAAAUGAUGUCCCGGCAUUGGCAUACCGUGCUCUUUACUGGGAUUCAUAGACGAGUGAAAAAAACAAAAGAAAAGAAAAAGCAGAAGGGAAAGAGAGAGCGCUGGCAGCAGUCGAUUCUUAGGCCUGGAGAGAUUUUGUGCAAAUGGAUUGGAUUGGCUGAUUCUUUUGCUAGUUUCUACUUCUUCAGGCUCCACACCCCACCCUUUUGUAUUAUUAUUAUUAUUUUAUCAAACAAAUCUUAUAAAGAAUUUUGGCAGUUUAUUCA